This is a messenger RNA of Cynara cardunculus var. scolymus (artichoke), 988 nucleotides long. RefSeq names its product LOB domain-containing protein 39-like. Gene Ontology annotation, biological process: regulation of gene expression. The coding region runs from base 53 to 649 and encodes 198 amino acids. NCBI's taxonomy places the organism in Eukaryota, Viridiplantae, Streptophyta, Magnoliopsida, Asterales, Asteraceae. The record is from RefSeq and is a predicted model, not a curated record. The transcript has 2 exons.
UCUGCAAUCUCUUUUUCCUUCGAUUCGAAGAAAUCCUCCAAAAGAAAAAGAUAUGAGCUGCCAUGGCUGCCGAGUUUUACGAAAGCGAUGUGACGAUAGCUGCGUCUUAAGACCUUGUUUGGACUGGAUCGAUUCUCCAGAAGCAAAAGCCCGUGCUACGCUCUUCGUCUCCAAGUUCUUCGGCCGCACCGAUCUCAUAAAUUUCAUCUCCUCCGUCCCAAUCCACAAACGAAACGCUCUGUUCCAAUCACUCUUGUUUGAAGCGGUUGGCCGCACUGUGAAUCCGGUCAACGGAGCUAUCGGACUCCUUUCCACCGGAAACUGGCACCUGUGUCAGGCCGCAGUGAGGACGGUGCUGGCCGGCGGUACGCCGACAGUUCUCAGCAACAGUUUUCAUCAUAUUCCGGAAAUUGACGGACGUUCUGGAGUCUCCGAAACAGGCGGCUCGUGGUCGGCAAUGAUGAUCAGGAACCAGAUACCUUCCGGCAAGUGUAGCAUAACCAACGCGGCUCCAUUGGCAAAUMUCAAGGUUGCGUMAUCUGCCGCCGGCGAUGAACARAGKUUCUCGGCCUCCAACAUAUCAAAAGUAUUGAUGAGUUUUCGAUGCAGCGACGGCGAAGAGCCAAAACUGUUGAACCUUCUUGUAUAAGUAGUUGAGCUUACAACCUAAAUAAAAUCAUCAAUGGAUCCGCCAUCGUAUCCAGGUGAAUACUACUUCUUUUAGAAUUAAAAAUAAUUAACAAAAAUGUGGACACAUAAUCUUCUUCUUAAUUUUUUGGUAUGAGUUUUUGUAAAUCGCUCCCCUUUGAAAUUUGGAGUCGGUGAUCGGCUACGGCCGACGGAUGAUCCUGUUUUCCGGCAUGAGAGAAUAAUGAAGACGGCAUGUUAUCAGGUUAUAUCUACUUUCGUACCAUCUUAGUGCACUUAUUAAGAAAAACAAUACUUGUAAUUGAUAUUUUUCCUAACGUAUGUUAUUUUAUCCAACUAA